UACUGAUUAGCUAGAGAAGAUAACCAAAAUUACAGUAACUCACCAUCAUCAUCAACCAUGGCAAAGUCUAUACUCUGGUCAAAAUGGGGCAGAAAAGAAUGGAUAAUAACAGCCAUUGGAUUCACUGUUCUUUCAUCAGCUAUUAUUCUGACCCUUGACUCGUCAUUAUCAUCAUCAGUAUCAGAUCGUGUUCCUAGUCAAACCCAGAGAACCCCUCUUGUUGAUUUGAUUUUAUUGCGAAAUGCUCAGCAAAAAGGAGCUGUUUGCCUGGAUGGAAGUUCACCCGGGUAUCAUUUCAGCAAGGGUUUUGAUUCUGGUACCGAGAAUUGGCUUCUUCACAUUGAGGGUGGUGGUUGGUGCGAUACAGUGGAGUCAUGUACUCUGCGUAAGGGGACUGCGUUAGGAUCUUCUAAGUUUAUGUUUCGUAGAGUUCCUUUUACUGGCAUUUUCAGCAGUAACGAGUCACAGAAUCCUGAUUUCUUUAACUGGAACAAAGUAAAGAUACGCUAUUGUGAUGGGGCAUCAUUUGUUGGGAAUCAAAGUGAACCCGAGAGUGGUUCGGGCCUCUUCUUUAGAGGUCAGCUCAUCUGGGAUGCAGUCAUGGAGGAACUCCUUUCACUAGGUUUAGCUACUGCUCGACAGGCUCUUCUUUCCGGAUACUCUGCUGGAGGAUUGGCGGCUCUCAUACACUGUGAUGCUUUUCAAGAAAUGCUGCCUAAAGAAGUUAAUGUCAAAUGUCUCUCAGAUGCAGGAUUUUUCUUGGAUGAGAAAGAUAUAUCGGGAGAGCGCACCAUGCGAUCUUUCUAUCAUGCUGUAUCAAAUCUUCAGGGAGUGACAAAGGGUUUCCAGAAGGACUGUAUCUCGAAAAUGGAAUCAUCUGAUCAGUGUUUAUUUCCCCAAAAUUUUGUUAAGUACAUAAAGACGCCAGUUUUUCUUGUGAAUCCUUCUUACGAUUGGUGGCAGAUACUACACAUUUUGGUACCAUGUGCAUCAGAUCGUAGUUGGUUAAAAUGUAAACGGAAUGUUAUGGAUUGUAAUCCAAGCCAACUUGAGAUACUGCACGGAUACCGGAAUUCUAUGCUAGAGCAGCUGAACCAAUUCCAAUAUAGCAGGAAUGUGGGCAUGUUUAUAAACUCAUGCUUUUCGCACUGCCAGACAUGGAUGACCAAGACAUGGCAUUCUGAGGACUCCCCAAGAAUCAACAAUAAGACAAUUGCAGAAGCAGUGGGGGAUUGGUAUUUCGACAGAAAAGCUGUUAAGGAAAUUGAUGACGGCCCAUACCCCUCCAAUCCUACUUGUCACAAUCUGGACUUCAAUGCUUUUCAUAAAGCAAGACGGGCUUAACGCAAUUGGUCGUCAGCAAAUAACUAUGCAGGGCGCCAUUUCAUAUCGAAAAUGAUCACAUAUGGGAGCUGCAAAUACAGAUCCUUGUAUUCUUUUCAACUUCAGUGGUGCCAAAAGAGAAAAAAAUGUACGGUAUGAUAUCCAAAAGCACUUCAUUUGUUGCCUUCGUCAUAAUUGUACUAAAUGGUUUCCAUUCUCUUAUAUGCUCUUGAUGGCGGAAGAAAAAAAUGGAAAUUGUGUUGCCAGGGUAUGACGUGGAUGGUGAUGUACUUAGGCUAGAAUAGCCAGGUAUACCCGGGCAUGCACCAAAAGUGCAUCAAACUUUAUCACAACUCUAUUAUAUUCUAGCAAACGUCCUGCACCUCCCUUCAUGUUGACAGUUAUUUUUAGCGAUCAAUAUCAUACGUGACCCUCCAAGUCGUUGAGCACUGAGCCAAUGACGAUUCUUUCUU
Messenger RNA from Papaver somniferum (opium poppy), 1796 nucleotides. RefSeq names its product pectin acetylesterase 5-like. The transcript is spliced from 12 exons. The record is from RefSeq and is a predicted model, not a curated record. Gene Ontology annotation, molecular function: hydrolase activity. NCBI's taxonomy places the organism in Eukaryota, Viridiplantae, Streptophyta, Magnoliopsida, Ranunculales, Papaveraceae. Bases 58 to 1344 code for a protein of 428 amino acids.